CUUCUCUUUUUCUUCUCUCAUUCUAACCCUCAUCCUAACUCCAACGCAUCCGUCCCCGCCGUGACGCCGUGAACCGCAGCAUCGCCGCGCCAUCCUGCUAUUCCUCUACGCUGUCAACCGCAGCCCCGCCACUCCUCUAGGCGGCGACGAUCUCCUUCCAGACCUCGUUCCAUGGCGGUUCUUGUAGUUGUUCCCAUCGUCUGAAACUGUUGGAGAAGUGGAAUCGUCGUGAACGCCGGUUUGUCUCCUUGGAUUUGGGCUUUGGAUUAGAGGAAACAGGAGCUUUUGCGCUAUUUUCUGUUAUUCGCAGUGGUUACAGUGUUUUUCGUUGAGAUUUUUCAUUCUAUUUGUAUUAAUGAAACGAGGUGGAGUGCUGUGUUGAUGUAUGACCAUUCGACCGUAGGAAUUUUUUUAAAGACUAAACAGAGGUUUUCUUAAGAAUGAUGAGCGGGCUUAGGGUCUUUCGAGGAUUCUUCAGAUCAAUAACUAGGGGAAGCUAUCCUCAGUUUAUUGAUUUGUCAACUGCGAGGGAAACUUCAGCUUUUUCUUAUUGCCAUCUAGCCAGUGCUGCUGCAUCUUCAGAUAAUGCCAGUGUGGAAAUAUCAUCAACAGCUGCUUCUCAUGAAGGGAAAGGGCCUGGGGAAUCGAAUCAGACUGGUCCUACUAAGAAGCCUAUUCGAGGAGGGCCCGUCUCAUGGUUGAGCCUUCUUUUGCUUAUUAUGACUGGUGGAGGACUAAUAGUUUACUAUGACAAGGAGAAGAAACGGCACAUUGAAGAACUGAAGACUGGAUCCAGUGUGGUGAAACAAGGGCCGUCUGUAGGAACUGCUGCUAUUGGUGGUGCAUUCAAGCUCGUGAACCAUGAUGGAAAAUCAGUUACCGAAAAGGAUUUUCUGGGGAAGUGGACGCUGAUAUAUUUUGGAUUCACGCACUGUCCUGAUAUAUGCCCCGAUGAACUCCAAAAACUGGCUGCUGCAGUCGAUAAAAUAAAAGGGAAGGCAGGGAUAGAUAUUGUUCCUGUUUUUAUUUCAGUGGAUCCUGAGAGAGAUACUGUUGAGCAAGUUCAUGAUUAUGUCAAAGAAUUUCACCCAGGUUUAGUAGGCUUAACUGGUACACCAGAUGAGAUAAGACAAGUUGCUCGUGCUUAUCGAGUUUAUUAUAUGAAGACAGAGGAGGAGGGCUCUGAUUACCUUGUUGACCACUCAAUUGUUAUGUACUUGAUGAACCCAAACAUGGAGUUUGUCAAAUUCUUUGGUAAGAACUAUGAUGCUGAUGCACUUGCUGAAGGCAUAAUCAAAGAGAUAAAGGAAAACAAGGGGGUGUAACGCUAUAUUUUCCUGAUGCCAAAGAUGGUCGUGCUGACUGAAAGUAAACCUUUUUCCUAUUUAUCAUUUUGGAAUGCAACUACCAUAAUAAGUUCAUAGUCAAAAAAAUUAUCAUACGCUCAUGGUCAAAAAAAUUAUUGAUCACGGUUCUCAUGGACUAUCAACAAAUUUGGUGUACUAGUUGUUGGCCCCAGAGAGUUCUUAAAAUAUUGAGUUGUGCUUUUUUGACUACUUUGUGAAGUCAUAUCAAUUUUAUGGUCCAUGCCAACUAUUUGCAUCAUU
Molecule: messenger RNA, 1607 nt
Organism: Phoenix dactylifera (date palm)
Lineage: Eukaryota; Viridiplantae; Streptophyta; Magnoliopsida; Arecales; Arecaceae
Gene: HCC1
Product: electron transport SCO1/SenC family protein
Biological process (GO): intracellular copper ion homeostasis; mitochondrial respiratory chain complex IV assembly
Cellular component (GO): mitochondrial inner membrane
Molecular function (GO): copper chaperone activity; copper ion binding
Source: RefSeq, a predicted model, not a curated record